AUGACAGGACUGAUGGAAUACUACAAUGAGCAUAUCAGGGCCCUCCCUGCUGAAGAACGAGACAAAUAUGUCAACGGAUUUCGGAGCCUCCAGGCGGUAUACACGAGCGGUUCAGUGCUUGGUGCCCCCACCAAACGAUUUUUCCAGGAUUUGACGGGCGUAUCAAUUAGGAAUGCGUAUGGGUUGACUGAGAUGGGCGGAGGAGUAAUGGCCACUUCAGCUGGUUCAGACUGUUUGAAGGGAUGUAUUGGUACGCCUUUGCCGGAAAUAACAGUGAAGCUCUCCGGUGGUGACGAAGGCGAAAUUCUCGUCAAAAGUCCAAAUAUGUUCCUCGGCUACGUUGAUGAUGAAACUGCCACUCGCGCCGCCAUUGAUAAUGAAGGGUUUUUCAAGACAGGCGACUACGCUCGCCGUGUUGGGGAUCGUUACUUUCUCGACGGCAGAGUCUCAUGCGAUUGGGUUCGGUUUCAUGACUUUAAGAUCCCGAUCCUCGAGCUUGAACAGUGUUUGAUGGAUCUUCCGUAUGUCUCUGAAGCCCAUGUCCUUCCUGUAUUGGACCACAAAGCCGGUGGCUUGGUUGCCGCGCUCGUUCGACCGCAAAAAUCGGUUAUCGUUGCUGGGAAAGUUCACGAUAUUACCCUUAAACGGAUCCGAGACGAUCUAGCUGCCGCUGAUGUAAUUGCAUAUAAACUACCUACACUUUUACGGAUUCUCAAGCACGGAGAGCAGCUCCCUUUGACCGGGUCUGAUAAAAUAAUAAAAAGGGAAUGUCUCCGGCAAUUCUUCGACAUUUCUGGAUACCUACCAGAGCAGUAUGCGGUAGACGGCGUGGAAUACUGGGGAAACAAUUUUGAUCCGGCUGCUCCCACACGCACAACCGACUGGGGAAUGCUGUAA
This is a messenger RNA of Uncinocarpus reesii 1704, 897 nucleotides long. RefSeq lists its product as uncharacterized. Bases 1 to 897 code for a protein of 298 amino acids. The record is from RefSeq and is a predicted model, not a curated record. Gene Ontology annotation, molecular function: very long-chain fatty acid-CoA ligase activity. The transcript has 4 exons. Lineage: Eukaryota; Fungi; Ascomycota; Eurotiomycetes; Onygenales; Onygenaceae. Gene Ontology annotation, biological process: fatty acid biosynthetic process.